AUGGGGCAGGCGGUGAGUAAUGAAAAUAAAGGGGAAAUCGGUGUUGCUGAGCUACAAGAUUUGUACAAGAAGUUUGUGACUGAAUGUCCCAGUGGAACCCUUUUCUUUCAUGAAUUCAAACAUUUUUUUGGAGUUUUAGACAACGAAGAAGCAGCUGAAUACAUAGGGAACAUGUUUCGGGCAUUUGAUAAGAAUGGGGACAACACCAUCGAUUUUUUGGAAUAUGUUGCGGCACUCAAUCUGGUUCUAAGAGGUAAUCUGGAGCACAAACUGAAAUGGACUUUCAAAGUUUAUGAUAAAGAUGGAAACGGAUGCAUCGAUAAAACAGAGCUGCUGGAGAUUGUGGAGUCUAUUUACAGAUUAAAGAAGGCUUGCUGUCAAGAAUCAGAAGAUGGGGCUCCUCUCUUGACUCCAGAAGAAGUUGUAGAUAGAAUAUUUCAGUUAGUGGAUGAAAAUGGAGAUGGUCACCUGUCCUUGGAUGAAUUUAUUGAUGGAGCGCGGAGAGACAAGUGGGUAAUGAAAAUGCUGCAGAUGGAUGUGAAUCCAGGCAACUGGAUGACUGAUCAGAGAUGCAAAAGCGCUUUAUUUUAA
This is a messenger RNA of Carcharodon carcharias (great white shark), 591 nucleotides long. RefSeq names its product guanylate cyclase activator 1B (gene guca1b). Bases 1 to 591 code for a protein of 196 amino acids. Gene Ontology annotation, biological process: visual perception. The transcript has 4 exons. Gene Ontology annotation, cellular component: cone photoreceptor outer segment; photoreceptor inner segment. Gene Ontology annotation, molecular function: calcium sensitive guanylate cyclase activator activity; calcium ion binding. NCBI's taxonomy places the organism in Eukaryota, Metazoa, Chordata, Chondrichthyes, Lamniformes, Lamnidae. The record is from RefSeq and is a predicted model, not a curated record.